CUCCCUUUAGUUAUGCUUCAUAGUCUUGCCAGAGUCCCUGCUUGCACUCAUGCUAAGUUCAUUGUCCUUAACCAUUACAGGAUAAUAACCAUAUUAAUAACCAUAAUAACCAUAAUAAUCUCUCCCUCUCUCUUUCUGUCGAGCUACACAUGAUACUCCUGAGAUACCAGUGAUCCUGACCCCUUCUGCUCUCCGGACCUGCCUGAUUCAUCCUGAUGCCCUACUUCUGGUUGGAGUUCUCAUCAGUUGGAAGUGACGUCCUGCUGCUGAGGAUGGCCCCACGUGGUACAGGCCUGGAGGUCACUGGGAUUGCUGGGGAUGAUACCACUACAAUUCAAGUGAACAGUUAUGCUAUGAUGGCCAGGACUACAAUUGCUAUUAUAGCCUCAGCACUGCAAUUACCACAAACAAUUUUGCACUCAAGCCUCCAUCAGUGAACAGUGGAGAAAUUCAACGAAACAGACUUCAUGUAAAAACUGUAAUGAAUUUUCCUGGUUACACAGCUGUACUAUUUGAGCAUGUAGCACAUUCAUAGAAGGGACUUAUUUAUAAUUAUACUAUCUGUUGUCAGUCAGAUGAGGACGGGUUCCCUUUUGAGUCUGGUUCCUCUCAAGGUUUCUUCCUCAUAUUGUCUCAGGGAUUUUUUCUUUGCCACCGUUGCCUCUGGCUGCUCAUUAGGGACAGAUUCAUAAAUUUAAGAUUUAUAUUCUCAAUUUAUGCAUUUCUGUAAAGCUGCUUUUGGUCAAUGUACAUUGUUAAAAGCGCUAUAUAAAUAAAAUUGAAUUGAAUUAAAUAGAGUUACUUAGGUAACUUUAGCUUUAAUUUUAAUUGAGAUUAUACUUAAAUAUAAUAUAAGUAUAUAUUAAAUUACAACUCUUCCUCUUUGCUCUUUCCCCUACCUUUGAUUUAGGACCUUGUUUUUUACUGCGUGGGUACACUAGGAUACAUUGCCCCUCAACCUACAAAUGCUGAGGUAGGACACUAGGGUACUCUGCCCCUCAAUCUACAAAUGCUGAGGUGCGGACACUAGGGUACUGUGCCCGUCAACCAACAAAUGGUGAGGUGCGGACACUAGGGUACUGUGCCCCUCAAUCUACAACUGCUGAGGUGCGGACACAAGGGUACUGUGCCCCUCAAUCAACAAAUGCUGAGGCACGGACACUAGGGUACUAUGUCCCUCAAUCUGCAAAUGGUGAGGGGCAGACACUAGCGUACUGUACCUCUCAAUGUACAAAUGCUGAGGAGUGGACACUAGGGUACUGUGCCCCUCAAUCUACAAUUGGUGAGGGGCGGACACUAGGGUACUGUGCCCCUCAAUCUACAAAUGCUGAGGCACGGACAUUAGGGUACAGUGCCCCUCAAUCUACAAAUGCUGAGGCACGGACAUUAGGGUACAGUGCCCCUCAAUCUACAAAUGCUGAGGGACAGAUACUAGGGUACUGUGCCCCUCAACCAACAAAUGGUGAGGUGCGGACACAAGGGUGCUGUGCCCCUCAAUCUACAAAUGCUGAGGCACGGACAAUAGGGUACUGUGCCCCUCAAUCUACAAUUGGUGAGGGGCGGACACUAGGGUACUGUGCCCCUCAAUCUACAAUUGGUGAGGGGCGGACACUAGGGUACUCUGCCCUCAAUCUACAAAUGCUGAGACACGGACAUUAGAGUACUGUGCCCCUUAAUCUAUAUAUGCUGAGACACAGACACUACGGUACUGUGCCCCUCACUCUACAAAUGCUGAGGCAUGGACACUAGGGUACUCUGCCCAUCACUCUAAAAUUGCUGAGGGACAGACACUAGGGUACUCUGCCCCUCAAUCUACAAAUGCUGAGGUGCAGACACUAGGGUACAGUGUGUCUCAAUUUACACAUGCAAGUUAAUUCAACAUGCAAGCAGAGCAGUUGAUGUUAACAUCCAUACAAUGGAUUAAUUCAUUUAUUCAUUCAGGUUGGGGUCAGUGUAAUGGUGAACCCAAAGCCUAUCCCAGUACCACUGAGUGCAAAGGAGGACCCCAGGUCCAACCUUCAAAUGUUUGGGGAGCCUUGACAUUCGCCUUUUCUCUCUCCCUCUCACUCAUUUUUUUAUUUAUUCAUAAUUCAUAGGUGUUUUUUUUUGUUUUUGUUUUUUUUUUCUUAUUGCAGACCCUGCAAAUAUUAACAAUAUAUAUCUACAUUCAAAAUGUAAUCUGUUUGGCCAACUCCAGCAUUCCGUUAUCAGUAGUUGAUUUAUUUAUCUAUCUAUUUAUGAUUACAUAAACAUUAACCCUUAUAAACAUUAACCCUUUGAUGUUUAAUAAUUGAUGGAAUAAGCCUAGCUCCAGAACUAUAUACCCAGUUCGGAUGUUAGAGUCAAUAACAUCUUCAACGGCACUGCUGUAACAACAAGUAAAAGAUUACUUAUCUUUUAACCAUAUGCACUUUUACUUUAUAGGGGCAAUAUUACUGGCAUAAAGUUGGUGUGACCUUGGACAUUCGAUAUUCGCAGAUAAGUGGAAAUUAAGGGACCGUCUAUAAAGUUACAUACGACAUUCUAACCUCAAUAGCAUUUGAAGGGAAUGACUUACAGUCAUAUAUCCAACUGUAAAGUGUUCAUGUAGGUGUCAGGUAUAACGCACACCACUACAGAGGUAUAACGCACUACAGAAUGGGCUCAUACACAAAGUAUACAUCAUUUAAAGCUCAAUAGCAUUUGAAGGCAAUGAUGUAAAGUCACAAAACCAACUGUAAAAUGUCCAACUAGGUGUCAGGUAUGACGCACACCUUUGAGAUUUUUGAUAUUUAACCCUACAAUGCAUGAACCAAAAAAACGUUCACGAAUGCAUAAAGGGGGUCAAAAUGACUCGUACUGGAUUGACUGGUUUUCUUCAAAAAAAUAGAUGUCCUAUUAAUGAAAUAAUUAAAAGAACUGAUGAUACACGAAAGUUUUAAUAUUUCAAACAUUUUUAUUUUUCAAGUCUGGGGUUAACUUUUCAUAUCUGGCAACCCUGAGUUUAAAUAAAGUGAAUGUGCUAUUAGUUAGUGAGUUAGUGAAGGGCGAGCAGCAGUGUAGUGUAUGUUUACACACUGAACAGUUAUUACUCUUGAUUAUGAUUGGUGAGGAAUUAAUUAAUAAAUAAGUUUGAAUUAAACCCACGUUGUUGCGUUAGCAUCAUUAUUAAUUUACCACUGUAUCUACAUGAGCACGUCACAGUCGCAGGUUCAGGUCAUUUUGCAGGAUCAAUAAAAGAUGGCGGUUGUCAGAUCGGGAAGUUGAAGCAGAUGAUUUACAGAGUUACUCUCGUCAUCAUAAUGGCUUCUUUGCAGUGUUUACACACUUGUUCGUUUGACUGAGGUGAUGAAAAGCAGUGUGAAAGUAACUGUUGCGCGUUGUAGAUGCAUUUUGGAGUUUUAGUUUUUAUUCUGAUUGUAUUACACAACUCCGAACAGGUCACUCGCACCGGUGUAAAUAAAUAUUUUUUCACAGUAAGGAAAAGUACUUUUCAGUCGCAAAUGCGAGUGGAAUGGUCACACUGUGGAGCCCUGGUCAAGGAAGGAAGAAAACCGGGGCCCCAGAAACUGUUGCCAUUUCCUCUAUGUGAGCACUGUACAUUGUCAGGGCUGCUUAGAUAUCAAGGUUAUUCAGAUCAUUUCAAAUUAUCGUGGAGUGCUUCAAUAACUGAUGCUUAUAUUGAUGUUUGUUUUUAUUUCAGAUGUGGUCGAAUUUAUGCCGACCCCUUGGAGAGAAGUGUCCUGGACAGAUCCGGCAAGGGAAAGCCUGAGGCAGGAGUUUGUCUCUUACAAGCUGCCGAAGAACUAUCCAAUGUCAUGAGUGAAGGCGUUGCUCUUGGGCCCGGUGGGUUCUGGGAAAUCCUGCUUCGUCAACUCUAUCAGAUCCACCAUGUACAAGCGGAUCGUUCACCUGCCCAACGUCGGCACGGCAAAAAACGGGUUCACCAAGAAGCUGAAUAUCUAUAAUAUCAAUGGAGAGAAAGGAGGUUCUCCAACUGUUCUGAGUCUCUGUGAUGUGAUGGGAAUAGGAGACGAUGACUCUACCGGUCUCUCUUUCUCCGACACACUGGCUGUCAUCAAAGGCCACGUCCCAAAAGAAUACAAGUUCCAGCCCGAUGUUCCUGUCACUGAUGCAGUCAGUGGCUACAUACCAAACCCUUCCCUAAACGAGCAGGUUCACUGCGUCCUCUUCGUGCUUGAUGCCGUCAAAUUGUCAUCAUACCCCAGCAGCCUGAAAUCCACACUCAGAAAGCUGCACACCACCAUAUCAGACCUGGGAAUCCCUCAGCUGAUUUUGCUCACUCAUGUGGAGCAGGUGUGUCCGACAGUACAGGAGGACUUGAAGUACGUCUACUCCAGCCGAACUAUGCAGGAUAAGAUGCAGAAAGCAGCCGAGUUGGUGGGAUUGCCAUUGUCCUACGUUCUGCCGGUGAUGAACUAUGUUUCCCAGCUGAAAGUGGACUGCAACACCGACAUCCUGCUCCUGAGUGUGGUUAUGAACAUCCUACAGGCUGUGGACGACACAUUUGAGGACCGGUAUCCCUCAAUUAGACCAAUUAGUAGUCAGAAACUCGAAGACGAUGACAUAUAAUUUGUAUGUUUAUAAUCUAAAUGAUUCUUAUCCCAAAAAAAUAAUUGUGUAUCAUUCCUGACAUUGUUAUAAAAUGACUGUAUUCAUGAUUUUAUACUUAUGUUGACAUAUCGUUUUAUUUCACCUUCUUGGUCCUUCCUCCGCUUUUAUCCCUAAUUGGCUUCUUUCACUAAUAUGCUCAUCAGCUUCCUAUAAACUCUCAUUUAUCUCCGUGUGUAUAUACAGUAUACAGUAUUCUAGCUCAUGUUCCUGUAUUCUUUGUAAGGUUUUGAUUUCAGAUGCCAUUUCAUUUGGAUUUCGAAUGCUUAUUCUUUCUUUUUGAUUGUUGUAAUAAAGCUCCUCACACCGGAGACUCCUUCCAUCAAUAAAAUAAAUGAUAAAAAAUAAUAACAAUGAUACUACAUAUUUAUUUGUUAAAUUAGAGCACUGCUUUUUCGUCUGUUAUUAGCCGUACGUCAUGUA
Molecule: messenger RNA, 5034 nt
Organism: Ictalurus furcatus (blue catfish)
Lineage: Eukaryota; Metazoa; Chordata; Actinopteri; Siluriformes; Ictaluridae
Product: interferon-induced protein 44-like
Exons: 6
Coding region: 3871-4572 (233 amino acids)
Source: RefSeq, a predicted model, not a curated record